AACUUGCCCGCACCUUUACACCCACGGGUCCGUUUCCUGCCCUCUAGAGGAGCGCCGCCUCCUACCAAGUUUUGCAAGCGCCGCCGGUUCCGGGAAGCCUCCGAGUAAAAGUCAGCAAGGUCCGGAGCCGGACAAAGCAAGCGCCGGCGGCGCUCAGCUUCAGAAUGGCUCCCUGGACCGUCGUCGUACUGGCAGUCCUCCUUGCGGUCAGCCGCCGGGCCCGAGGUAAAAUCCUCCUACCACCCCCUCGCAACGUGAUCCUUGUGUCAGAAGAUUUCAAUCUUUUCUUGACAUGGCUGCCAGGGGCUGAUUACCCACCUGGGGUGUUCUACACUGUUCAGUGGACUAAUGUUUAUCGCACCUGGGAGGACUUCCUGCCCUGUAGAAACAUCUCGGAAACAGUCUGCAAUAUAACAUGCGCUUCUCCACACGUGUACCACAGUUUUGAUGUCCGAGUGAAAGCUCAGGGGAGUACUGGAACCAUCUCCUCAGCAUGGGUGGACUUGGAAAACAUAGAUUACGAAGUCAAUGUGACACUCGCUCCCCCAGCUCUGCAGGUAAGGAAGAUCGGGGACACGGUUGUGGUGAAUGCCACUUUCUCUGACCCCUUGUGCUUGAAGGACAUAUUUCAUGAUCUGACCUCUGACUUGGAAUUUUGGGAAGCUGGAGCCAACAACAGAAAAAAAAUCAACAUGAAGAACUCAAAGGAAUUUGACGCUCCAGUUUUCAGUGGCAGCGAUUACUGCUUCAGCGCCCGAGCGGUUUUAAACAACGUACACAGCAACUUCUCUGAGCCAAUUUGCAUCCAACUGCACAGCAAAGAAGAAUACGAGGAUGAAGAGGAGGAGGAGGAAGAUAUUGGCAGUUCCAGACCAUACACUGAAAUGCAUCGAUUCCAGAAGAAUGACAUUCACAGCCAGAUGGUUGGCCUUGGUGAGAAAGAACCCGAUUCAUGCUCUGAAUCGGACAGUUCUCAGCUGGGCGAAGGCUCCAUGCCAGAUCAAAUGAUGCCUGGGUUCUUUGUUUUGUCAAACUCAGUCUUUGGAGAGGUGACUUCCAGGUUCCAAUGGAAUGAGAUGACUUCGCUUUCUGCAGGUUUCUCUUCAGAGGAAUCCUCUGUAUGUCCAGACAUUUACCCAAUUGCUCAAAGGGGAGGACAGGAAGAUUUGGAUGAGGGUACAGACUUCUUGUUUCAGGUGUCGGACUCUAACCUUCCCACUAGGAAGCUAUGCAUGCCUUCAGAAAGUUUUCAUGAAGCCAGCUGUGGAAUCCUGGGAAACCCACAAAUAUCACUGUUUGGAGUACAAAGCAAUCAGGAGUUCUAUGACCUCCUUCUUGAGGAUGAGGAACUAUCUGAAAAUGACUCUUGUGGUUGUGGAAGUCCCGUGGUUGAAUUCUCUCCUUUGAAGGUGCCUUCUAGAGAAGGCUUGGAAAGCAGUAUGCUGAGUAGAAGCAGGAAGUCUGUAGAGGACAGUUCUCCAGAACAUAAAUCCCAUGGCUAUCAGCCCAGGCCUGUGCAUUAUCUUUCAAGAACUUUACAGAGAUGACUGAUAUCCUCCUCAGAGUACCCACAGGAAUUAGAAGGCCCCCCCCAUCAAAACUAGGGUUGCAAAUUUUGCACUAAAAUGUCCAAUUUCUAUUAUUAUUAUUAUUAUUUUAUUGCAUUUA
Molecule: messenger RNA, 1668 nt
Organism: Gekko japonicus
Lineage: Eukaryota; Metazoa; Chordata; Lepidosauria; Squamata; Gekkonidae
Gene: IFNLR1
Product: interferon, lambda receptor 1
Exons: 6
Coding region: 165-1547 (460 amino acids)
Molecular function (GO): protein binding
Source: RefSeq, a predicted model, not a curated record